CCUGAAGUGUGUCAUACUAAUUUUACAAGUCUGGGGCCCUGGAGGGGGUAUAUUUACAGGAGAGGGUGUCAGGAAAAGCUUCAAGAAGGGUUGGCUUUGAGCUGAGCUUUCAAAAGGGAUUCCUUCAGCUGGCCAAGGGAGUCUCUUUUGAAGGGGAGGACAAGGUAAUGUUAAAGGGAGGAGGGAGGGGGUGGGGGCAGCUUGAACAGCUACCAUCCCCUUUAUGACAUUACCUCUGUGACCUCCCCAUCCUGCCUUGCUGAAUUAGGUGUCCCUUCCUCUGGGGCACAUGGUUAUUUCCUAGCUUUGCAGUGAAUGUUGGAGGCGCUCAUGGUGAGACUGGGUGACUGCUAGGGUAUGGCAGCUGGUCGCUCAACAGCCCUCACAGAACAGCACUGCCUGGGUUCCUUUGUCUUCUGGCGGGGAUUCUCCAAGGUGUCUCACCACAUGGGCCGGCUCCGGAACGCCAGAAUCCACGUGGAGAGAGCUGUCAAGCAGAAGAAGAUCUUCACUAUCCAAGGCCGCUACCCUGUGAUCCGCUGCCUCCUGCGCCGCAGGGGCUGGGUGGAGAAGAAGAUGGUCCACCACUCAGGCUCCGCCCUGCUGCCACCGCACCAGGACGCCGACGGCUCGGCGGUGGGCGACAGCGACACCACUGAGGAUGAGGACGAAGAUGAGGAUGAGGAGUUCCGGCCACCGCAGCUCUUCAACUUCGAUGGUCUGCUGGAACUCGAGGACCUAGAUGGGACACAUGCUCUGAUGUCCCGCAUGGUUCGGAAUGAGACCCCCUACUUCAUCUGGACCACCCGGCGGGACGUGCUGGACUGCCGCUUCCUCUCCAAGGACCAGAUGAUAAACCACUACGCCCGCGCUGGCUCCUUCACCACAAAGGUGGGCCUGUGUCUCAAUCUCCGGAAUUUGCCAUGGUUUGAUGAGGCGGAUGCCGACUCCUUUUUUCCACGCUGCUACCGCCUGGGUGCUGAGGACGACAAAAAAGCCUUCAUAGAGGACUUCUGGCUCACAGCUGCCCGCAACGUUCUCAAGCUGGUGGUGAAGUCUGAGUGGAAGUCAUACCCUAUCCAGGCAGAAGAGGAAGAGGCCUUGGGAGACAAGCAGCCCGUGAAACAGGGCAAGAAGCCCACGUCGGUGUCCCCAGAAUUUGUGGACGAGGCCCUGUGUGCGUGCGAGGAGCACCUCAGCAACCUGGCCCACAUGGACAUCGACAGAGACCUGGAGGCCCCGCUGUGCCUGAGCGCCGAGGGCUGGUCCCUCUUCCUGCAGCGCUACUACCAAGUGGUCCACGAGGGGGCAGAACUCCAGCACCGGGAUAGCCAGGUCCAGCGCUGUGAGGACCUUCUGCAGCAGCUGCGGGCCGUGGUGCCCCAGAUCGACAUGGAAGGGGAUCGCAACGUCUGGAUCGUGAAGCCCGGAGCCAAAUCCCGUGGACGAGGCAUCAUAUGCAUGGACCACCUGGAGGAGAUGCUGAAGCUGGUGGAUGGCAACCCCAUGAUGAUGAAGGACGGCAAGUGGGUGGUGCAGAAGUAUAUCGAGCGGCCCCUGCUCAUCUUUGGCACCAAGUUUGACCUGAGACAGUGGUUCCUUGUGACUGACUGGAACCCACUGACCGUGUGGUUCUACCGAGACAGCUACAUCCGGUUCUCCACACAGCCCUUCUCCCUGAAAAACCUGGACAACUCAGUGCACCUGUGCAACAACUCCAUCCAGAAGCACCUGGAGAACUCGUGCCGUCGGCACCCGCUGCUGCCUCCGGACAACAUGUGGUCCAGCCGGAGGUUCCAGGUCCACCUGCAGGAGACGGGGGCCCCAAACGCCUGGUCCACCAUCAUCGUGCCUGGCAUGAAGGCUGCCGUGAUCCACGCACUUCAGACCUCCCAGGACACCGUGCAGUGCCGGAAGGCCAGCUUCGAGCUCUACGGCGCUGACUUUGUGUUUGGCGAGGACUUCCGACCCUGGCUGAUCGAGAUAAAUGCCAGCCCCACCAUGGCACCUUCCACAGCCGUCACUACCAGGCUGUGUGCUGGCGUGCAAGCUGACACCCUGCGCGUGGUCAUUGACCGGAGGCUGGACCGCAAUUGUGAUACGGGAGCCUUCGAGCUCAUCUAUAAGCAGCCUGCUGUGGAGGUGCCCCAGUACGUGGGCAUCCGGCUGCUGGUCGAGGGCUCCACCAUCAAGAAGCCCGUAGCGACGUGUCACCGGCGGAUGGGGGUCCGUCCAGCGCUCCCUCAUCUGCUGGCCCAGCGAGGCUCUGGGGAAGGCAAGGACUCAGGGACCCCUACCCACAGGUCAGCUUCUAGGAAUGUUGCUGGAGCCAGGAGCCUGGGGCACAGUGAGAAGCCAGACUCCACUGCCAUCACCUCGGCCCCCGGAAAGGGGAAGAAAGCCCCUCACCACCUCCCCAGCCUCCAUGCCAAGGCCCGGCUGCUUUCUCCCCGUGCGCCCCGACCCCAGGGGCGGGUCUUCAGACUGCAGCACAGCAAGCUGGUGGGCUCUGAGGCCCUGUCGACCACAGGCAAGGCCUUGAUGACGCUACCCACGGCCAAGGUUUUCAUUUCCCUCCCACCUAACCUUGAUCUCAGGCUGGCACCCAGUAUCCAGAAGCAAAGAAAGGAGGCCGCCGUUGCUCCCCUGUGCCUUCGAGGCUCCCAUCCCGGAAGUGCCUGGUUUCCUCUGUCAUUUGAAGUUGGAACUCUUCCUAGCACCCAUAGGAAGGUCAAGGCCAGACUCUGCGACAAACCCAAGGCGGAGGCAUGCCCCAUGAAGAGGCUGAGCUUCCCAGAACCCCUGGCCAGUGCUGAUACCUUCCAGAAGCUUGGGGAUAUGUGGCUAGCAAAGCCCCUGCCCUGACCCCCCACUGCCCCUGUCCCGGAGACAGCAUCAAAUAAAAAGGAGCGAGUGAUGUAUUCCAGGCUUGGCCCCACUGCGACUGGAGGGUGAAGUGGGGCCAGGCCCUCCACCCAAGGUCCACUGCCAAGAGCAAGAGGCCACCAGCAGUCUCUACCUAGUGACAGCCAGGGGGCUUCCUGUUCAGGGUCUCCCAUAGUACCUCUGAUCCCUGGGUGGCAGUGGGAAGGAUGAGCCUUUGCUUUAUAGAUGAGGAAACUUGGAAGAGGACCCCAAGACCACACAGCAGUGAGUAGAAGGCAAGGACAUAUUGCCAGAAAUGCUGACCACUGGAGUUCCCCCAGCCCCAGAAGAUGCAGGGGGGCUGGCAGCAGAAUGACAUCACAUAUGCAUGGGAACCUUUACGCCACGACAGAGGGGAGAGGGUUGACCUUGCCUAAACUCCAGCCCCUCUCCUGAGGGCUGGGCCUGUCACCUACAAAAUAGCCAACAAGCCAUACCCAUGUGGAAAAAAAAGUAUGGUACUUCCUGGUUGUAGUGGGUUGAAUAGACCUGUCCACCUGUAA
Microcebus murinus (gray mouse lemur) is the source of this 3428-nucleotide messenger RNA. The record is from RefSeq and is a predicted model, not a curated record. NCBI's taxonomy places the organism in Eukaryota, Metazoa, Chordata, Mammalia, Primates, Cheirogaleidae.